Messenger RNA from Brachypodium distachyon (stiff brome), 657 nucleotides. RefSeq names its product phytosulfokines. Lineage: Eukaryota; Viridiplantae; Streptophyta; Magnoliopsida; Poales; Poaceae. Gene Ontology annotation, biological process: cell population proliferation. Gene Ontology annotation, molecular function: growth factor activity. The record is from RefSeq and is a predicted model, not a curated record. Gene Ontology annotation, cellular component: extracellular region. The transcript is spliced from 2 exons. The coding region runs from base 145 to 429 and encodes 94 amino acids.
GUCAAGACCACCCUUGCUCUACCUCCUCCUCCACUCCCAACGCCUCAACUCCAAACCAACACACACCCAUAAAUCCACAACACAUAACCCCUCUUUUUCCAGAAGCAGCAGCUAGCUAGCUAAGCUUAGUAUCAAGCUGCACCCAUGGCGCCACCGCUACGCCGGCCAUACGCCUCUCUACUGCUGGCAUCUGUCCUGCUCCUCUCCCUUUCCUUCUACCACGCAGCGAGAGGCGCACGGAACCAGGCUGCAGCCCAGCACCGCCAUGGAGAUCAGGUGGACCUGGACACCGGCGACGAGGAUGCCGCCGCGGUAGACGAACGGUGCGGCGGCGGAGGAGGAGGAGGGGAAGUGGAGGAGUGCUUGAUGAGGAGGACGCUGGUGGCGCACACGGACUACAUCUACACCCAGGGAGGGAACCACAACUAGCACAUAUAUGCAUGCAGCCCCUCUGCAUAUAUGCAGUGAUUCCAUCGGUUCAUUGCUUUGUUGUGAUUGAAAUCAUCGUAUGUGUAUGUACAAUCCAUGGGCAAUUAGAGUUAUUUCUACGAAUGUGUUUUCAUCAGAGAGAUAUAUAUUACUGGCAUUUUGUUUUUGGGAUGAAUUGGGGUGCUCAGCUGUAUACUAGUUGGUGAGGAAUCUUGUUGUCUUGUUGCU